CUUUAAUUCCAGAAAGAAAGUAACCGGGGUGCAGUCACACUGCAGCUGUUGAGCAGCCCCUAGCCUAGCUAGAUGUACGUGUGUGUGCGGACUUGUCCCUCUUGCUGAACGUGUGUUUUUGCGUUUAUGGGGACUGGGGGUUAAGACCCUCCUCUUAUAGGGUUAUUGUUUUUGUGGACUAGGGAAUUGAGACCCUCAUCACGUCACGCUGAGGGGUUGUCUGUCUGUGUGUGGAGGGGGUUAUUCUGUGUGUGUGUGGAACCUAGCUCCAAGCUGGCAGAUCGGGAGGACUCAGAUUGCUCGGAUCAGAUGAUCCAUCUUCAGCUGACCGUCUCAGGGGACUGGCCAGCACCCUGUAACUCCCAGCGGGUGGAGAUGCCCAGGAGAGAGAUAGAGGUGGUGAAGGGUCAGAUGGUAGUCCUACAGGCCUGGUACAGCCCCACAUCUGAUAUUGGCAGGAACAGCGUCAUCUGGAACUUCAUGGCCAACGACUCCAAGCAGGUCAUCUCCUACAGUAAUGGUGAGCCAGGGAUAGGUAGUCCUGAGUUCAGGAAGCGUGUUGGGUUCAGCCUGUCCAUGCCCUCGUCCAAUCUCUCCAUCUACAUCAACAACACCCAGGAGUCAGACUCAGGACGAUACCUCUGCAAUGUCAUCAUCCCUGGAGCCGCCGGUCUCUCUGGAGAAAUGCGCCUUAAUGUCAAAGUCCCUCCCUCGCCUCCAGUGUGCACGAUGACUGGGUCAUCUGUGCUGAAUGGCAAUGUGACACUGAGCUGUAAAUCCAGUUCGGGCAAACCCAUCCCUCAUUACAAAUGGACCAAGAAUGCCCCCAUGUCAGAGGUCUUCUUUUCCCCCAUGCAGAAUGAGAGGCAAGGUACCCUCAGGUUGAGUAACCUCACUAAGAGCAUGUCAGGGAAAUAUGUGUGCCGAGCUAGCAACACUGCCGGUUCUGACACUUGCUCUAUCAACCUGGAGGUCUUCACCUCCUCUAAUUCUGGAGCGAUUGCUGCUGCUACUCUGGGGUCCAUCAUGGGACUGGUAGCCAUCAUACUCUUCCUCAUCUUCAUGCUGAGGAGGAGAGACCACGAAGAGGAGGAGAUAGCCAAUGAUAUCAAGGAGGAUGCCCAGGCACCCAAGCGUGUUUCCUGGGCAAAGAGUGGCACAGGCUCAGACAUCAUCUCCAAAAAUGGCACGCUGUCAUCCAUAGCCACGAGCCCCCAUCCGGGAGACCCCCAGCAGCUCAAAAACUUCCCCUACCCCACUGCACCGGCCUCUGACACAGGCUCUGUGCUCAACGCCUACCGCCUUCGGCCUGGAGAGCUCAACCCCCUGCAGGGCCUCCCAGGGUACAUCAGUGGCACACUUCCACCCAGGCACACCAGACCCCUCUGUGUUGCUAACAACAUUGAUGCCACCUAUCCACAAGGGCACAGUCGACCCCCCAGUUCUAACCACAUCAGUGGGACUCCACCCCCUGGCCACACCCGGCUCCUCAGCACUAGUAUCAUUGUUGACACUCCUCCCCAUGGGUUCAGUCAACCACCCAGUUUUAACCAUGUUGGUGUCACCUCUCCACAUGGGUACAGCAGACCCCAUAGUUCUAACAACAUUGGUGCCCCCUCCCCCCAGGGGCACAGUCGACCCCCAAGUUCUAACAAUAUCGGCGCCCCCUCUCCACACAGGCACAGCCAACCUCCCAGUUCCAACCACAGCCGACCCCCCAGCAUCAGUAGCAUGCCUCACUAUGGACACAGCAGAUCCUCCAGUUCUAACGGUGCCCCACUUCAUUCCCCACCUGGAUCCCAUUCCCCACCUGGCCACAAGGUCACAGACCCCGACAAGACUGAGGGGGCCCAGCCCCAGGUACCACGCCCUCUCACCUCGCCCAUCAGCUCCGCCACCCUGGCCCGUAUGGGUGCUGUGCCCGUCAUGGUGCCCGCUCAGAGCCAGGCUGGAUCACUGGUAUAGCCCACUGGAGGAUCUCCCGUUUUACUACUGAACACAAAAAACUGAAGCAAAUGGAUAAAGACUUCCUCAAAGGAACAUUGCAUAGAGUAGAGAAGGAUUUGCUUGGAAUUAAAAACACUUUUUUAUUGUGAUCGUUCAAAAUUAUGUUCAGAGUAGAAAGAAUAGCUCAUGCUGAAGAAGACACUUGUGGAAUCCCCUGUAUUCAAGUCUGCACAAGUUCAAAGACUUAAUUGAUUUGUUUUGAUUAUUUUAGCUGUUUUCAAAUCUUUUGUGCUAAAUGUUUUUGCUUUUAUUUGCCAUGCUCAGAUUCUUUAAGGUUAAAACAAGGCCUAUUCUAUAUUCUUUAAGGCCUUUUAUAAACUGGGUGGUUCGAGCCCUGAAUGCUGAUUGGCUGACAGCCGUGGUAUAUCAGACCGUAUAUCUUUUUACUGCUCUACGUUGGUAACCGAUUUAUUAUAGGAAUAAGACACCUUGGGGGUUUGUGGUAUAUGGCCAAUAUACCACGGCUAAGGGCUAUAUCCAGGCACUCCACUUUGCAUCUUGCAUAAGAACAGAUAGUCUUGGGAUAUUGACCAUAUACCGCACCCAGCCCCCCCCCCCCCCCCCCCCCCAAGGGGCUUAUUGCUUAAUUAUUCUCUAAAACACUUUUGUAGCAAGUUGUUUGUGAAGAGGUUGUUGAAUCGGUAUGCAGUGCAUUUGGAAAGUAUUCAGACCCCUUGACUUUUUCCACAUUUUGUUAUGUUACAGCCUUAUUCUAAAGUGGAUUAUAUGAAAAUGUAUCCU
Molecule: messenger RNA, 2748 nt
Organism: Salvelinus namaycush (lake trout)
Lineage: Eukaryota; Metazoa; Chordata; Actinopteri; Salmoniformes; Salmonidae
Product: endothelial cell-selective adhesion molecule-like
Exons: 7
Coding region: 310-1965 (551 amino acids)
Biological process (GO): homophilic cell-cell adhesion
Cellular component (GO): plasma membrane; adherens junction
Molecular function (GO): cell-cell adhesion mediator activity
Source: RefSeq, a predicted model, not a curated record